AAGCUUGGAUUUAGUUAGAGCGAUUUUGUGGUGUUUUCAAUAUAUCCGGGAUAUUUAGUGAAAGACGAACAAGAACCAAUUGGCAAAAAAGUGAGAUGGAGGAGAAACCCAGCCUGCUGCUCUCCUUACACACUGAGUUUAAACAGGAGUCACUGGAUUCUGAUUUUGACAGUGGAGCUCAGUGUUCAUUGGUGAAUUCAGAGAUAGCAUCAGUGAAGCUGGAAGACUGCUGUCAAACACUGGGACUGAAUGUUAUUAAAGAUGAAGAGGAGGAGGAGAAGAUUGGGGGUUUAGUUAAUCAUGAUGAGAUGCCUGAAGAGGAGGCUUUUCCUACAUCUGAGGAGAAACAACAGGAGGACAACAACGAUGAGAGGUUUCACCACUGCCCCCAUUGUGAAAAAAGUUUCUCAUCUAUAUCGAACUUCAAAAGACACAUUAACAUACAUACUGGAGAGAGGCCUUACUCCUGUUCUGACUGUGGGAAAGGUUUCAUUACAUUAUCUCACCUUACUAGACAUCCCUGUGUUCCCUGUGUAGAGGGGUGCUCACCCCGACCGGUACGAUAUACAGCUCGGCAGGUUUUAGACUUGAUACGCAACAUUGACGAAUUGGAAUCGGAGGGGGAGCCAUGUGUGGACAUUGAAGAGAAUGAGGACGAGGGCGGAGGCGACCUUCAAAUUGAAUCUGACUCAGAGUCAGAGUCUGAAAUCGAGUCUGCUUGUGAUUCUUUGCAAGAGCCUGCAAGAGAUGGCACAGUAUGGGUUCAACCAACUGAUGGGAGCCCGCUGGAAAAGAUUAAAGUAUGGAAUAUUGUUAGAGAAACCCCUGGGCCCACUCCAUAUGCACAGGAAAAUGUAAAAAGUCCUUUGAGCAGUUUCCUGUGUUUAUUUGACACAGAAAUGUUGCAAAGUAUUCGAACCCACACUCUUGCUGAAGCCAAGCGAAAUAGUGCGGAAAGGUUUGAACUGACAGAUGAGGAAUUAAAAGCGUUCAUAGGCUUGCUUUAUAUAAGAGGAAUAACAGGAGGCAAAAGCAUGAAUCUUGAAGACUAUUGGUCUGCUGAUUUGGGCAAUUCGAUUUUCAAAGAGACAAUGUCUAGGCAGAAAUUCAGGGAUAUCAUGCACUAUUUGCGUUUUGAUGACAGAAGUACAAGAGCUGCCCGCAUUGAGACUGACAAGUUUGCCAUGAUAUCUGAGAUCUUUGAUAAAUUUGUAAAAAACUGUGUUGCUUCUUACAAGCCCAGUGCGAACAUAACUGUUGGCAGACAGCUAUUCCCUUCCAAAGCCCGCUGUGGAUUCACACAAUACAUGGCAAAUAAACCAGACAAAUUUGGGAUAAAGUUCUGGAUUGCUGCUGAGGUGGAAACAAAAUACAUGUUGAAUGCUCUUCCCUAUCUGGGAAAAGACCACAGCAGGCUGGCUGGGCAGCGUCUAUCUGACAAUGUCGUGAUGCGUCUGAUGGAACCUUUCUUGGGGAAAGGAAGAAAUGUAACCACUGACAAUUUCUUCACCUCCUUGCCACUGGCAGGAAAUCUUUUGGCAAACAAAACCACAAUCGUUGGUUCAAUGAAUAAAAACAGCCGAGAGAUGCCACCCUGUACACGGGCGCAGUCUGCAAAAUACUCAACAAAGGUUCUGAAGGCUGGAAGCGCUACACUGACGAUUUACCAAGCAAAAGCAAAGGACAAGGUGUGCGUUUUGAGCACAAUGCAUCAGGCCGUUGGAAUUGACAGUGGCGCAAAGAAACUGCCUGAGACCGUUGCCCACUACCACAGCACUAAGUGUGGCGUUGACACCGUGGACCAGAUGGCGCGGAUGUAUUCGGUAAAGGGAGGGAGUCGCCGAUGGCCUGUUGCCGUGUUUUACAACAUCUUAGACCUGGCCGGCAUCAAUGCGCAUAUUUUGUACAAACAGUGCGCGAAUACAACUAUAAGUAGGAGGCGGUUCAUUCUUGAGUUGGCUAAGGAGCUGUGUGCCGAUCAGAUAAUGAGCAGGGCUGCUGGUGCAGCAGCGCAUAAGAGACUUUUGACGGAUACUCCUUCCCCACCAAUGAAAAGGAGACGUUGUCAGGUUGGCAGAUGUGCAGGGAACAAAACGAAUGACAUCUGCCAAACGUGUAAGAGACUCGUUUGUGGUAAAUGCACUCAAACGGCCAUUACAUUUUGCAUCGUAUGUGGGCAUUGAUAAUGAAAUAAGCAGACCACAUCUGUCUUGCAUUCAUGUGAUGCACACACGGGGCUUAUGAUAUUGCGGUUGUGUGAAAAUUGUAGCCUAAGGACUAAACAUUUCUUACCCUCAUUGAUACUGGCGAACAGUCUAUAAGAAAACACAAACAAGACAUGGUACAAUGGCAAAACAUGAACUACAGAUGCCACCCUGUACCCAGGCACAGUUUGCAAAAUAUUUACUAGAAGUUCUGAAGGCUGGGACAUUACAUGUUACCAAGCAAAACCAAUGAAAAAAGUAUGCAUCAGACUGUUGGGGUUGGCAGUGGCACAAAAGAUGUUUGAAAUAAUAGCCUAAUCGGAUUAGAUUUGGCGUUGUUGUUAUUAUGGAACGGGUGUAUUUGGCUUGAUAAAUUUGUUUUGAUAAAUGGUUUGAUUGGAAUUGAAGUUAGAAUUAUCUUAAACUGCAAUACCUUUUAUGUCUUUAUUUACAUCGCUUAAUUCACUUUUAAUUAAUGGUUAAAUUAAACCUCUAGCGAAUGUCUUGUAAGCCUACAAAAACUGCUCACAAUGGACUGGAAUUGGGUUGGGUUUGUUUACCUGUUUUACUUGAAACGCACAAAAUCGGCAUUAAGUGUGGACAGCUAUUUUUGUGGCAUGGUAAUUAGUAGGGGUUUGGGGUUGCGGCCAAUUGCUGGCAGUACAAUACAAUUGUUUUCCCAAUGUGUGCCUCGAUUGCCUGUUCACAUUGUCUGUAAAGACUAUUAGUUUGUUGGUAUGAAACUUGAAGCAUGAAUUUUUCCAUUAUAUUUGAUAUGUUGAUAAAGGGUUUGAUUGGAAUUAAAGAUACCAGAUUUCAAAGCCUAAAGUUUUUCCUUUUCUGUUUAGCCAAUUUUCUUUAUUUAUAUGUAAUAAUUCACUUAAUAAACUGUGAAAUUCAA
Messenger RNA from Esox lucius (northern pike), 3105 nucleotides. RefSeq names its product piggyBac transposable element-derived protein 3-like. The transcript has 3 exons. The record is from RefSeq and is a predicted model, not a curated record. The coding region runs from base 96 to 2183 and encodes 695 amino acids. NCBI's taxonomy places the organism in Eukaryota, Metazoa, Chordata, Actinopteri, Esociformes, Esocidae.